Messenger RNA from Lemur catta (Ring-tailed lemur), 975 nucleotides. It is a transcript of the gene RAB7A, whose product is annotated as RAB7A, member RAS oncogene family. Gene Ontology annotation, biological process: endosome to lysosome transport; phagosome-lysosome fusion. Gene Ontology annotation, cellular component: late endosome; lysosome; phagocytic vesicle. Gene Ontology annotation, molecular function: GTP binding; GTPase activity. The record is from RefSeq and is a predicted model, not a curated record. Lineage: Eukaryota; Metazoa; Chordata; Mammalia; Primates; Lemuridae.
CGCGGGGCUGGAGUCCUGGCCAUAAAGCCCAAGGCGGCGGCGGCGGCGGCGGCGGCGGCGGCGGCGGCGGCUGUGGAGACUCGGACGUCGCGGGGGAGGCCGCUGGGACCGGAAGUUGGGACUUCUCCGCUUCCGCCCGUCGUUGCGUCUCUUCCCAGGCGGGAGCCCUCGCGACGCGCCCGGCCCGGAGCCCGCAGCGCAGCGGCCGCGUUUGAAGGAUGACCUCCAGGAAGAAAGUGUUGCUGAAGGUUAUCAUCCUGGGAGACUCUGGGGUCGGUAAGACAUCGCUCAUGAACCAGUAUGUCAACAAGAAGUUCAGCAAUCAGUACAAAGCCACAAUAGGAGCAGACUUCCUCACCAAGGAGGUGAUGGUGGAUGACAGGCUAGUGACAAUGCAGAUCUGGGACACGGCGGGCCAGGAGCGGUUCCAGUCCCUGGGCGUGGCCUUCUACAGGGGCGCGGACUGCUGCGUGCUGGUGUUCGACGUGACGGCCCCCAACACCUUCAAAACCCUGGACAGCUGGAGGGACGAGUUCCUCAUCCAGGCCAGUCCCCGGGAUCCCGAGAACUUCCCCUUCGUCGUGUUGGGAAACAAGAUCGACCUCGAAAACAGACAAGUGGCCACGAAGCGGGCGCAGGCCUGGUGCUACAGCAAAAACAACAUUCCCUACUUCGAGACCAGCGCCAAGGAGGCCAUCAACGUGGAGCAGGCCUUCCAGACGAUUGCCCGGAACGCGCUCAAGCAGGAAACGGAGGUGGAGCUGUACAACGAGUUCCCCGAGCCCAUCAAACUGGACAAGAACGACCGAGCCAAGGCCUCGGCCGAGAGCUGCAGCUGCUGAGGGGGCGGCGGGGCGGAGCACGGGGUCCCCCCGCGGACCGCGGACACACCUAGGCCUUCGACACGAGACCCCCUUCUUCUUCCGAGCGAAACAGAAACCGACCUCUCCCCUCCAGCUGCCAAAAGACACCCCC